CCAAUGCGCUGUCUUUUCUUCCUCUCGCUCGCUUCCUUCAAGCAGAGCCGGCCUCCGCCGAGCCGAACAAUGUAAGAGCAUCACCUGAUCGAUCAACAUCGAAGCUGUGUGAUCGGUUUGCGCGACAGAGGAGGUGGCUAUACCUGAGCCUGGGGAGAAGGAGAAAGGUCAGCGCUGGGGCGAGGAAAGAGGUGGGGAGAAGGCGGAGGGGCGGCGGACAGAUGCCUGGCCGCUGGCCGCGGUGCUGAAUGAUCAGCUCAGUGCACGUCUCCACCUCCCGCGGCAGUACACCAGGAAAACGACCUCCCUCCGCGACAUGUCUGGUCGAGGAGAUGGGCAUGGGCGACGACAACGAUCGCAUCGUGAUAAACGUGGGAGGGACUAGGCACGAAACGUACCGGAGCACCCUGAAGACCCUACCCGGCACUCGGCUGGCAUGGCUCACCGAGCCCGGCGCCUUCGCCAAUUUCGACUACGACCCCAAGGCGGGCGAGUUCUUCUUCGACCGCCACCCGGGGGUCUUCGCUCACAUCCUCAACUACUACCGCACGGGGAAACUGCACUGUCCGGCCGACGUGUGCGGACCCCUGUACGAGGAGGAGAUCGCCUUCUGGGGCAUCGACGAGACUGACGUUGAGCCUUGCUGCUGGAUGACUUACCGGCAACACCGAGACGCCGAGGAGGCUCUGGACAGCUUCGAGUCUCCCGAUCUCAACAGCGGCGAUGGCGACGGCGGCGGCGGAGGAGACGGGGUGGGGGACUCGGAGGACGAGCUGGACACGAAGCGCCUCGCCCUCGGAGACUGUUCCCCUGAAGCGGGAGCGAAAGCCUGUUGGUGGAGGAAAUGGCAACGCCGCAUCUGGGCUCUCUUUGAAGACCCCUAUUCAUCUAAAUAUGCACGGUACUGUGCUUUUGCCUCGCUUUUCUUCAUCUUGGUGUCAAUCAGCACCUUCUGCCUCGAGACUCAUGAGGCAUUUAACCCCAUCGUUAAUAGAACGGAGAUUGUAAGGAAUGGAAAUGAAACCCGGAUGGAAACUAUUCAGGAAACAGAAACAGAAGCCUUCUUAAUGUACAUCGAAGGAGUCUGUGUGGUAUGGUUUACCUUUGAAUUUCUCAUGAGGAUCACUUUCUGUCCCAACAAAGUGGAGUUUAUCAAGAACACUCUCAAUAUCAUAGACUUUGUGGCUAUUCUGCCCUUCUAUCUGGAGGUAGGACUCAGUGCUUUGUCUUCCAAAGCUGCUAAGGAUGUUCUGGGCUUCCUGAGAGUGGUUCGCUUUGUUCGAAUCCUGCGAAUCUUCAAGCUGACCCGUCAUUUUGUAGGACUGAGAGUUUUAGGACAUACUUUGCGUGCAAGCACCAAUGAAUUCCUGCUGCUCAUCAUCUUCUUGGCACUUGGCGUCCUGAUAUUUGCCACCAUGAUCUACUAUGCUGAGAGGAUAGGUGCUAGCCCCCAUGACCUGAGAGCUGAUAACCACACACAAUUCAAAAAUAUUCCAAUUGGAUUUUGGUGGGCCGUAGUAACCAUGACUACACUUGGCUAUGGAGACAUGUAUCCUCAGACAUGGUCGGGCAUGUUGGUAGGAGCCCUCUGUGCUCUUUCGGGCGUGCUGACCAUUGCUAUGCCAGUCCCUGUCAUUGUCAAUAAUUUUGGAAUGUAUUACUCCUUAGCGAUGGCCAAACAAAAAUUACCAAAGAAGAAAAAGAAGCAUAUACCGAGACCGCCCCAGCUGGGAUCCCCCAAUUAUUGUAAAUCUGGUGUAAACUCUCCACAUCACAGUACACAGAGUGACACAUGCCCACUCGCUCAGGAAGAGAUUUUAGAAAUAAACAGAGCAGAUUUUAAACAGAACGGUGAUGCAGCAAAUGCAGCAUUGGCAAACGAAGAUUGUCCUCAUAUUGACCAGGCAAUGACGCCUGAAGAUCACCUCCCCUUCACUCGUUCUAACACCAGGGAGAGGAAUGCCAGAGACGGGCCCUGCUUCCUCUUAUCAACCGGGGAAUUUGCAUGUCCACCCGAUGGAGGAAUAAGAAAGGGUUUUGAAAACUCAAGGAGCCUAAGCAACAGAGCUGGCAUGAGCAGAAAUAUACUAAAAUUGCCUUCAGUGUCUUCUUCACUCUACAGCACUCCUUGUCCAUUGAGGCUUUCUCCGUCUCCCAUACCAUCCAUUUUAUAGCAUGGAUUAGUAGCUGAGAAUGGUCCAAAGCUUUAGUCCUACAGCCUAUACUGUCUUGCAUAAAACCAGGUAAUAAGUCUGAAGAUUGCAUGUCUCUAGGUAGCACCUUGCUGCUGGUGAUUCUACUGUUGACAUUAGGUGGGACAAUCCUCGUUGAUUUCUAGAUGGGAUCGCACAGGCACAUGAUGGCACCAGUGGUCUGUAUGCUCCAUGUGCUUGGUGCAUAGAUGGAAAUAAUGCAGCUACAUGCAGUUUCAAAUAAUUGAUGAUCCAGCCCAUUGCUUUGGGUGUGAAUUUGUCCAUUUGUGUAAACACUGGCUCUUUGAAAAUGGGUAAUAUUUAUAUUUAUUAGUGCACCUGGUCAACGAGUGAAGAUUUCUUUCUCAGGACCUUUUGAGCCAUAUAACCCUGAGGGAGUUCACACAAAACAAGCAGUUUGAGAUGCCAUUGCAUGGAAGCCAAACCAGUUGUAAGCAAUACUCUGUAGAGGUCCCAGUUAAUCUGGGUGCAUGUGAAGGUCUUUACAAGAAGGACACUGCCCCCGCUGCAUGUAGCUAUUUUUUUUUAAAUAGAAACAAAAUGCCACAUUUAUGUUGAAAAGCAGGGGAAAGAAGGUCAAGUAUUCACUGUAUUCUUUGCAUGCAGAUUUCUGCAAAGGCAGCCCUGUCAUUGCUAAGUAUAUGCAAGCAGGGGCAGUCAGAGUAACUUAAUGAGCUGGGACAGAAUUGGACGCUCUGUGGGCAAUUAUCUGCCCAUUGGGAACAUUUCAAGAGAAGAAGACCCACCUCUUUAGGACAAGCAAAACUACUUCAAGCCAAACAGGCUUCUAAGGACCAUUGUACGUAACAGAUUUGACCCAGAAUUGUCGGCUUUCUAAAGCCCAAAUGUUUCUAAGAAAAAAGGUAGAUUUAUAUUUGUUUGCUAGCAUGAAUUGCAUGUUAUAGGAAAUGUAAUUCUAUGAGUAAUCUUUAAAUCAGAAGCUAUAUUUCCUUCCAAACUAAUUUACUUUUACAAAACUUUGAUGUAAUCAUACAGUAAUGUCAGAAUUAACUAUAUUUAUUUGCAACGGAUAGCUUUUUUUUGUAAUAUUCAUGAAACAGUGCAAGAUUAGAGAAAACUGUAUGUAGAUGGCGAUUGGUCAUAUUGACCACUCAUCCAUGCUUCAGAUCUUCAUCUGAAACAAGCCGUUAAAACCAUGUAUUCAGAAAGCAUUUCUGACCCUGUAUCUGAUUAGGUUGGCAUGCUAGUAAUCUUGUAUUUUCUGGACAUCAUGUGUAUCUAUAAAUAUUAACUCUUCAUCCAGAUGGUCUUAGCCUCUUUGCAUUUAAAAGUGUAUAUUUCAGACUUGCAGACUCUAAAUUAGGAAGCGUGCAUUCCAUUGAACAGUACCAAUUUAUCGGCACCAUUUUCCAUGGCAGGACUAUCAGUCCAAGUCAGCGAAUAUCUUUACUCAAAUUUGGUCUCCUAAAGUUGGAAUCAAUACUUCGGCACUGUAUGCAAUUUAGUUCUGAAUACGUGCAUGCACAAUAUAAUAUGCAAAAAAAGUUCUAGCAUGAAAUAAAUUUUGUAUUAAAUCAGUCUUUGUCUGCAUGGUUUGAUUUAUUUUUGUUUUCAAUAAUUUGAGUCCUGCAUUGAUGAAUUCCCCGUGGUCUCCAAGGACAAAUCAGGAGGGUCAGACUGGAAAUAUUUGGUGCAUGGCUCAUUUUUGGACCAUCAAUGAGCAGGAACAGAGAGGUGGUGCUCUAUGGCAGGUUGAGAAAGCUGUUACUUAUCACCAAUGGUUAUAGUGCAGUCUUAACAUCUAUCUAUAAUUUAAAAAUGUGUUUAAUUAUAGAUGUUAGUAUUCAUAAGGUAAUGUAGCUGUCACAAAGUGCAGAAUCUUUCUUGGAGGAAUGAUUGCUGCCACACAUUUUCUGCUAAUGAUAUCCGUCUUACUUCGUGCUUGAUAAGGUUAGAUGGUUGAUAAAAUUGCCUGCAUUCAGAUCCAUCCCUGAAAGAGGAGAGGUGGGAUCCAAUAUUUAAUGAGAAACUGAGUGAAGGAUCUUCUUCUUGUUAUUUAACCCAACAUGGGAGACAAACCAAACAUACGGAGGGUCACUUUAAUAUGUUACCCUGCAGGGAAAAGGUAGGUUGGGUCAGAGGUUGUAUAGUUCACUCCUAUUUUAAACAUCAUUAGACAUCAAAGCUCCCAUCUUAAACAUAAUCAGGGGAUUUGCAUGCAUGCUUUCCCUAUUGGGGAUUUUCUACACUUAAACAAGAAGCAGAGAAUACAGAACUUGCCCUCUCAGAUGAAUUAGCUUUUGUGCUUAAUAGCUUUGGGAUGAUGUGUUCAGUAGAGGAGAUGGCAGGCUGUCUAUUUGAUAGGCCAGCUGCCUAUCUGAAACAAGUGUCUGGAGGGAACCAGUCUGCUUGCUUUAGGUUGAAGAAGAUUAUGCAGCCUGGAGACCAGCAGUUCAGCACACAGGUAAGUCAUAAGAGGAACCAUUUUGGUUUGUGCUGGACAGAGGAAGUUGAAGUCACUUCCUUUCUUUCACAUAUGAGGCAUAGGUUCAAAUGCACACUCAGAUUAUUUGAGAAACUGUCUGUAAGAGUCUUUGUAUCCUACAGUAAGUAUUUUGUUUUAGACCAUUUAAAUCUUGCAUAUUCAAUAUUUUGCAGACUUCCACAAUGACAGGUUUCAUGCAAUAUGAGGGGUGUUAGGCACUGGUUACUUACUUUAGGUACUGUCUUUGAUAGCUCAACCAGGGUCACACUCCCCCUGUCCUGUCCUGAAGGUGCAACUCUUGUUGGGGAAGCAGAUCUUUGUAGAUAAUGAACAGUUUUGAAUAUUAUGCGGUGUCCUUCAUCAUGUGUGAGGCUAAUGCAUGGAAAGCCAUGAGUUAAUUGCUAGUCAUUCUCAUCCUCAGCAAAUAUCACACAAUUUCUCCAUAAGAGGUCACUUAAUCCUGGUUGAGUUUUUUUUCCUUCACUGGUGCAGGGAUAUGAAAAUCAACUUCACUCGGUCACUGUUGAAACCAGCUACUGAGCACAAAACAUUGAAUCUAGGAAAAAGUUAGUUGUGGUAAGAGAAAGAGAGUUAAUGUUUCAGAUCGAAGGCCUAACAUAAAAAUUCCGUUUCACUCUCCACAGAUGCUGCCUGACCUGUUGGAUAUUUUUAACAUUUUCUGUUUUUAUUUCUGGUUGCCAGGAACUGCAUUUUUGGUUUUUUUUGCUUUUCCAUGGAACCUAGGACAGGUAUUGUUGUUUGUCCUGGUAGUAGUUACUCAUAUUUGAAAAUUGGAGGAUAUCUAGAGAGCUGUAAGUGGAAACUUACAGUUGAUGUAGACAAGUGAUGGAAUCUGGCAGGAUCUGACUGUAAAGUGGGGAGAAUAGGUUGGAGAUAACAUCAGUGAGAUGAUGAAAUGACUCUGUGAGCCAGAAUACAUUCAAUGAGUUGAAAUGUUUUCCAUCUAUGAUGUAAGGAAAUAUGGAAUAAUGUAAAAUUGUUGUUUUGCCAAAAAUAUAUAUGUAACUAGAAAUAAAUGUAGGAGCUCCUCAGUUAUGAGACUUGUUGAAUUAUUAUUUUACUUUUUUACUGCUCUGAACUUUUAUGAGUUAAAACACAUUCAAAUAUAUUAUGCAACAAUAAAGAUUGGAUUUGGUAUAAAAAUGUCUUGCAAUUGUGGGUUUGAUGACAAAUGUGUUAAAUAGAUCCUGGUCUCACUAUUAACAGGAUCUCACUGUAACUUGUUUUCAACUACUGAAAGAUAAAUUCAAUAAAGAUAUUGUG
Messenger RNA from Mobula hypostoma (lesser devil ray), 5943 nucleotides. Its product is annotated as potassium voltage-gated channel subfamily C member 1-like. Gene Ontology annotation, molecular function: protein binding; delayed rectifier potassium channel activity. The coding region runs from base 249 to 2174 and encodes 641 amino acids. Gene Ontology annotation, biological process: protein homooligomerization; potassium ion transmembrane transport. Gene Ontology annotation, cellular component: dendrite membrane; presynaptic membrane; neuronal cell body membrane. The transcript has 4 exons. NCBI's taxonomy places the organism in Eukaryota, Metazoa, Chordata, Chondrichthyes, Myliobatiformes, Myliobatidae. The record is from RefSeq and is a predicted model, not a curated record.